Messenger RNA from Paramormyrops kingsleyae, 2426 nucleotides. RefSeq names its product ras-related protein Rab-39B-like. Gene Ontology annotation, molecular function: GTPase activity; GTP binding. NCBI's taxonomy places the organism in Eukaryota, Metazoa, Chordata, Actinopteri, Osteoglossiformes, Mormyridae. Gene Ontology annotation, biological process: Rab protein signal transduction. The record is from RefSeq and is a predicted model, not a curated record.
UCGUGUGUCUGCCAAGAGAUCAACCUAACCCCAUACGUCUUUGUUACCCGCCUUCAUAUCUUCCGAUUGGCAGGAUUCCAAAAGACCCCGCCCAUGCUUGUUCACUAUUCGAGCAAGUGGUGUGUUGAUCUCGUUAGUGGACUGAGCUGCCGUACGAUGUUCACCGGUGAUGUCUUUAAAGAGGCUUCGGGUGUAUCUACGUCACUGAUAAAAGAAAAACAACAAACAAUGCAGAGGUCGAAAGCAUUUAACAAGUUUACGAUUAUUCUAACUAGCUGAACUUCUGUAUUUGUUCGUCAGCAGACUAAUGUUGUAUGUAUCUUAAAAAGGGGUGGGCAUGCUUAAGUAUAUUGGUCUUAAAUAUACAGGUCGUUGCAAGGAAAGGUAGAAGAUCUGAGGUCUGCAGAAAUGUCACAGCUCGACUAAUAGCCUGGAAGGAAUCUUUUAGUAACCUGCGAAACAUUAAUGUAUAACUAUGCUUUUAUUAAUAGAAACAAUACUCGUCUUUCAGUUUAAAAGGCGUCAGCUUAAAUACCGCGUUAUUUCUUGUUUUUAUAUAUUUUUUUCUACGUCAUUCUCUUUGUAUUAUGUAUAUAGACGCAUUAACCAGAUGUGCUAUGCUUGCUUGCAUAGUCAUACACUGUACCCAGUAAAUACCACUUGUCAUUCAUUUACAGUUUAACUGAGAUGUGAUGGAAGCGAUUUGGAUCUACCAGUUUAGAUUAAUCGUGAUCGGAGACUCCACAGUGGGAAAAUCUUGUUUGCUGCGUCGGUUCACCGAGGGAAGAUUUACAGACGUAUCCGACCCCACGGUGGGGGUAGACUUCUUUGCCCGGUUGAUUGAGAUCGAACCAGGCAAGCGUAUCAAACUCCAACUCUGGGAUACGGCCGGCCAGGAGAGAUUCAGAUCCAUAACCCGCGCUUACUACCGCAAUUCAGUGGGAGGACUCCUAAUCUUCGACCUGACAAACCGACGAUCUUUUCAGCAUCUAAAAAACUGGUUGGAUGAAGCAAAAAUGCACAUGCAACCCUAUCAGAUAGUGUUUCUGCUGGUGGGGCACAAGUGCGACCUCACCAACCUGCGCCAGGUGAGCCGCGAGGAGGCGGAGCAAACUGCCUUAGCCUUUGGAAUGAAGUACAUAGAGACCUCUGCCAAAGACGGCGUCAAUGUGGAGGAGUCAUUCAAUAUCCUCACCAGAGACAUAUACGAACGGGUGAGAAAUGGGGACAUAACCAUACAGGAAGACUGGGAAGGGGUAAAAAGUGGCUUUGUCCCGAAUGUUGUCCAUUCUUCCGAGGAGGCGGUAAAACCCGGUCGAAAGUGCCCAUGUUAGCUAACCCAAGAGAAUGGGGUGUGCCGAUUUGCAGCCAAAGAGAUGACCUAGACUGUAAUUUUAUUUAGACAUUAAUUUUCACAUAAUACACUGAACUGCUCUGUAAGGCAAGAUUGCAUAUUGUUCUUGGACAAUAUUGCGAUUGCCGUGGUUUACGCUUUUACUGUAGGUUCUUGUAUUUUUUAGCAGCUCUGUGUAUCCUACCCUCUUGUAUAUAAUUGCUACGUAUAUAAACGUAGUUUUCUUGUAAGAAUCUUACAAGAAUGAUGUAUCAUGUCUUAAAAGCCUGUAAACACUGUAAAAUAUCAUGUACACGUCAACUGCCUUAGACAAUUAAUUUGCCUCACGCAAAUAAUCAGUCAAUCAAUCAGUCACUCGCUUUAUUGAAAAAGCCAAUGUGCCGUUUUGGUGAUGUCAGUUACAUUGGAUUGUAACGAGGGUAACUUGAGUCGAUAUAUUCAUCCAUGCUUUGGCGUUUUCUAUUGUGCCGUUGAAAUCCUAGUAAAAUUUAAUAUGCAAGACUUAAAACAAUACAGAGGAAGACUGGGACCAUUUUUUUUUCUGUAAAAUUUGCCAGACAUUGGAACAUCUGUAAAUGUUCGAAAAAUCCGAAAAAUCAAUUUAGUUACGAAGGGAAAGAUUUUCAUACAGGCCUAAAUAUUUCGAAACAACUCGAUUUUAUGAGGAUUUCGUUACGGGAUAUAUACAAGUUCAAACUGUUUUGAUUUAGGUAUUCUAGCAAAAGACAGCGAAUGAAAGUCACUGAUUGCAAUAUAGCCUAACCCAUGAACAAGCUAAUGAGAAAAUUAAAACUCGAAUAUAAUCAUAAUGCAACAGCGAUGUUCAUUAAAGUGUAGGCCGGGCUACCUAUGAUUCAACGACUGAAUUGCUUUGGAUGACUGUUAAAUUAUUUACUACUGCAUAGGCCUAUAUGAAUUGCCUUGACACUGGAAAAUGUAUUGUGCCAUUUGAAAGAUUGUUGGGCAGUUAUUAUGACAAGUUUGCAAUUAAAAUGAUAUUGCUUGGUUUUGAAUUGCACGUAUUUGCGUAUUUGCAAACAAAAUAAACCAUCACUAUUUCUGUUUGCCCUUA